UAAACUGUACAAUUCCUGUAUUAAAGGCGGAAUACUGCUGUUUGUAGUGGAACGUGGUGGUGAAGUAAAGCAAAAAUAUGGGUGGCUUCAAUUGGUCUCAGACUUGUCUGGUAUCUUAAAUGCCGAUUAUGGUAGAAUGGACAAUUUCAGAGAUAACAUUAGCUAAAAUGAAACGAGAGUAAGAGAGACUACAGAACAAUUGUUAACAAAUAAACGUUACAGAUUUUAUUUGUGCUUCCACUGUAAAUCUAAUUUUGAUUUGUUGUAUUCUUGAUAUGUUGACCCUUUGGUUAAAUGAUUUAUUGAGGGUCUUGAGAGUAAAUUCAGUGUUUCCGCAUUAGCACGUAGUUGUGAAGUGAAGUAAAAACAAUACAUCUUGUCAAUACUUGUAGGAUUAUCUUUCGCUGCAAAUUACAGCUGCAGGUCUUUUGCGCGUCUAGUGACUUUUUUUUUUGCUUUUCUUUGCAAAACCGUUCAAGCUCAGCCAGGUGGAUAGAGAGCGUAUGUGAACAGGACGUUUCAUGUAUUGCCACAGAUGCUCAAUAGGAUUAAGGUAGUAGCUGCUGCAAGAUAAGUGUAUGAUGGAAAAGAUGAUUAGAGGGAGAGUUCCUGCGAGUAUGCAGACAUUUAUGAUUGACAUGACUCCAGAGAAGGAAGAGCUGAGAGACUGGGAAGAGGGGGAACCCGACCCUGUAACAGGACCCUUUCAGACUGCAUCUGAAGCUCUGCUGAGUCCAGCUGGAACAGACAUGGUGGCCUCCAGACUUUGCGGACUCUGCUUAUCCAAAUCCUGUUGCUACACCUGUCCCAGGUGUAAUGUCCCGUACUGUGGACUCAGCUGCUACCGUGGCCCAGCUCAUUCAGCGUGUUCGGAGGAGUUCUAUAAGGAAUUCGUGUCCGAGGAGUUGAAGUGCUCUGAUGUCACAGGGGACGAAGGGCGAGCUCAGAUGCAGGAGAUCCUCCUGAGGCUGAAGAGCAGUGCUGCUGUGAGCGGGGGGCUGGAAAAUGUGUUAAAAUGUGAAAAGGAGGAGAGCAGGGAAGAUGUGACAGAAAAAGAUUUUGUGGCACUGGAGUUGCUGACCAGACUGGCAAAACUACAGGCCAGCGGAAAGGAGGAAAAGGAGGUUCAGGAAAUACUGCAGAAACUAAAAAACAUGGAAGAAGGUCCUCACAGUGAAGAAGAAGAAGAAGAAGAAGAAGAAGAAAAAGAUGAGACUCUUGCAUGUAAGCUUUCAGGGGUGAAUAUUAACUCUCUAACAGAAGAGGAGCUCUGGGAUCUUCUGCCAUCCCAGGACAAGGAGCAGUUUGAGCGCCUUGUGAUGGCAGGAGGUAUCGCAGGCUUGGUGCCACUGUGGAGGCCCUGGUGGGAAAGACAUGAACAGACCACCAAAUCAUUUGUAGAGGAACUACAGUCAGAGAAGGAUGAGGCACAACUGAGUGACCAGAAGGGAGGACAGGGUUUCACAGGUCAAAAUGCAAAUAAGGAAACACAGAUGAACAAUUUACAACCAGUUCAAACAGACCAGUGCCCACCCCAAGUCAGACAGGGUCUUAAAAAACAGAACGUUUUGUCCAAAAAAAAAGGCGGCCCAAACUCUGCUCCACUUAUCAGUACUAAAAUCCUGCCCCUUCACAAACUGUCCUCCAGCCACUCCCCUCUAGUCCAGUUCAGCAUGGUCAACACCCUUUACGGCUAUGCCUUUUCUCUUUGUCUGUUUAAUGGAGACAUUUCUGAGUCAGAGCAAAUGCUGGACUUUUGCCGAACAGUUUUGGAGAUUUCUGAGAGUCUGGACACGGGCAGGGUGUUUUCCUCUCUUUCUGAGGCUUUAGAGGGCGCCACUAUUGCAGUUUCAGCAUCUGGAUGCUCAGACAGAUCUGAUUUGGAUGCUCCAGUCCGAGCCUUACAUGCUGUAGCUCAUAUUCUGACUGGGCAAAGUAAAGAUGACCCAACAGGCUAUUCGCUGUCUGCCCUGACACAGCUCUGGAUGGUUUUCAAGGAGGCCCGAGCAUCUGUUUCUAAGGAGGAGAAGCAGUGGAAAAGGAGAUUUUUUCUGGCAGGAAAGAAGUGUGAGUUUUUUCAGUCCUGGGUCAAGGAGAACACUGAGAUUGUUAAGAGCUUAGCAAGGCAGGCAUGGAGAGAGUACAACUGGAAACAAACUGAAAGAAAGACUUUGGAAAGCGAAAGAAAAGUGGUGGAAGAGCGAUGGAAAAAGGGAAGAGGGAAAAUGCUGAUAGAGGAGAUUUAAGUGUUUUAACAAAAUAUAUUUUCUGCACUUCUUUCAUCUUCUCUAAGACAAUAAAAUAAUAUUAAUCAAAAAAUGACAUUUUUAAA
Molecule: messenger RNA, 2332 nt
Organism: Astyanax mexicanus (Mexican tetra)
Lineage: Eukaryota; Metazoa; Chordata; Actinopteri; Characiformes; Acestrorhamphidae
Gene: znhit2
Product: zinc finger, HIT-type containing 2
Exons: 2
Coding region: 579-2246 (555 amino acids)
Source: RefSeq, a predicted model, not a curated record